UCGCAGUUCCUUUAACAGUUUAGCAAGAACGUUACCAUUCACAAUUGUCCCAAUAUACAAAAAAAACAAGACCACGAAGAAUCAACGAUGAUUUCGUAAAACAAAAGAAGUAACUCAGCAAUUGGCAUGAAUAUGUCUUUAUAAUAAUUCUUCGGAUAGAGUAAAAGAAAGCUUUUCCUUUUUUUUUAACAAAAGAUACCACCUGCCACUAAGUACAAGUUAUAACAACACUUUAAUGUGCUUUAAUUAAAUCCUAACGGAGUAUGGACAGGUUCUUUUGCCGUUUCUGUUUUUGGUUUUUGUAUUCGGUUUUCCGUACUGGUUGACAACACUUCAGUUGUAUUCCUAUGCACUAUUAAGUAGUGAUCUUUUCUUCGUUGAUAUAACGCCCAUAAAAUGGACUCCGAACAAGUGAACUACGUAGUAUGGCGCUACUUAAAAGAGUCUGGUUACGAUAAUACUGCUUACGCUUUUGAUUAUGAAACAAAAAUUGAACAGGCCGACAGAAAAUGGAAUGAAUCUUGUCCCACAGGUGCAUUGAUACGGGCUUUGCAAAAGGGUUUACAGUAUAUGGAACUGGAACAGCAUUACGCAACUACAACCGAUGAUACUGAAGCUACUCAAUGUACAUCUUCCUUCUCUUUAGUAGAACAGCACGUAUGUGCAAAGAAAAACGACGUAUCAAGUCCCAUGGAUGCAGAUCUGGACGCUACACAAUCUAUAAAACUGGAAAGUGAUGAACAACAUGUCGACUCGUCAGACACUACAAGGUUAGACAAAGACUUAUCGUAUCAAAAUGCUUUAAUUGAUGUUGCAGCAUUUCGCUGUUAUUCAUUCCUAUCUCUUCCUUCCGUAAAUGCGACUUUUACUUGCUCAGCAUGGGCUUACAAGGAUCCUUACAAGUUGUGUAUCGGUUCCUCUGAUUCACAACUUCGUGUAUUUGAUUUAUCGCCUACUCUAAAAGACAAGUCCGCUUAUGAUAUCGCUUUUCAAAUGAGCGUGUCUGAAACCGGUCAAGACAUAACCGGGUUACAUUGGAACCAUUGUGGAACUUUUCUCGCGUGUACCUAUUUCAUCGGUCUCGUUCAACUAUUUAACGAUGGCUUCUCCCUUAUCACAACUAUUCAAUGUCAGGAUGCUCCUAUUUUAAGUGCAUGCUGGAGUCCGACGGACACUUUCCUCCUUUUAGGUCUUGCAGAUGGAAGCUUUACUUUAUGGGACGCUUAUGCACGUUUAGUCAAACAUACCGUUCAGCAACCACAAAAUGCACCUAUACUUGAUUUAGCGUGGUUAAACGCCGAACACUUCGUAACUGUUGAUGCGAUUGGAAAUCUGACUUUGUACACAGUUGAAAAUGAAGCGCCGGUCUUUCAGAUUCCUUACGCUCAUUUGGGAUCAAUCUCAUCCGUUGAAUACUCGCCUUAUGCAAGUUUACUACUAACAGCAUCUGCCGAUGCAUCUAUAAAGUUAUGGUCAAUUGACGCAGAUUAUACGAUUAAAUUAAUUUCUUCAAUAAAGCUCCCAGCAUCUAUCGACUGCAUUCAAUGGAGUCCAUCUGAACCGUCACUGUUCGCCGUGUCUUCCUCAGGCAGUAUCUGCCUGUAUAACGCUUUUACAAGAAAUUUACUGUACCGGUUACGAAGAAAUCGGACAGCUAUUACGAAAAUGUCCUUCAGCCAUAAUGGUCGAUACUUGGCUAGUGGCGAUCUUCAUGGAAAUUUACAUAUAUGGAGAUAUAAAAACGCUUCUCUGGUGGGCGAAUAUAUUAGCACCGCUAUUGAUAAACCAAAUGCCACAGAGGAAGCAAGUGCAAUCCGGCAUUUGAAUUGGAACAGAACUGAUGAAAUCCUAGCGGCUGGUAAUAGCACAGACCUUAUUGUUCUGAGCAACAAUAUAAAAGGAGACGCAUUGAAAUACGAACACUAAUUAAGCUAAUGCGAUUAAUAUUAAGAGCGUAAACAUAACUACAUCUAUCAUUCAAAAACUGCAAGACCGUCUGAAAGAACAUUCUUAUAGAUGGUACCCUCUGCAUUUUUAGGUGUCGGAAUAUUUGCAUCGGUGUAUCGAAUGAUCUCUAUCAUCUUGCGACAUUCAUUGCGGUCGAGGUCGGAACGGUUGAUGAGUACGAGUUCCACGAGUUGUAUAGGAACAUCCCAGAAGAGAUUCUUCAGGUCUGUAUAGUAGUCAGCAACCGUAUUCGUGUCAGCAUCCAACAUUCCUAAGAGAAGACUUUGGAUUGAUACAAAUUCUUGCUUCAGUUCAUUAACGUCUGAAGCAUAAUCGGAAAACAUUUGUAGUGCGCACGAAACAUCGGCACGGAUGCGUUCGAUAGUUUCUGCACCGCGUAGCUUAAUGUUUUUGUUAAGAAGACAGCGAAUGUAGCACACAACAAAACCCUUGAUAGACUCUUUUGCCAAGCUUUCUGUAAGACCGGAAACCAAGUGUUCCUUACAAUCCGAAAGGUAAUCGCGAAAGGUAUUGACAACGAUCGGGAUAUUACUUGACUCAUACCAUGCAGUUUGGAAAACUAAAGAAAAUGCAUGUUUUGUAUCAGUGGCAAUGAGAGCAACGAUAGUACUUAGACACGAACCGGAUAGGUAAAUAUAACCAUCUUCCACGUUGGAAAGACGUUCAAGGAACUCACUUCUAAAAUUCUCAGGUAUAAGGUUGUGGUACUUUUUAAAUGUACUUUCCGUAAAGCCCGAUGACUUUAAGCUGUCAUUUGAAAGUGCAACGGCGUAUUCCGGUAAUCCUGGAACAACUGAAUGCGGAUUAUUCAUUUGCUUUGUCGUCUCAGCACGUAGUGUCUCCUUCCAUUUCUGUUGCAAAGUUAAAAGCAUGUCUAACGCGCCCAUCACAACCUUAAAAAAGACGGUUGCAUUUUCACAAGGUGACAGUAAUUUCAGCUGUUGAGAUAUCAUUUGAAAAAGAAUAAUUGUACCCGGGAGACUGUACUUAUGCUGGUUAUCACUCUGUGGUUCAUUCUGUCUUCUGGUGAACUCAUCCACGUCCUUGUCGAAAACCUUUUUGGCCCAUUCCUUGACCUUGUUAACAAGUACGGAUGAAACCUCAAGAGCAAGUUCACUUUCGUCACUAUCUUCUAGGGGUGGAUCCAGUUCUUCGAUGUAAACAUAAUGUGAAUCCCUUAAAUACUCCCUGUAUGCUACCUGGAAUUCAACAAGGUAAAGCAAAAUGACAACAGCCAUGUCACCGUUAAUGCACUUGUGCACAAACUCGUCCAAGAGGGUGUGGUAAGUAGACAACACAAACGAAAAUAAACGAUAUUCCGGUGGAGUAAGCUUCUCCAGUUGCUUCGCCAUAUCUAGAUCGGAAAUUACCCAUUCCAGGUUAAGAGAAGCAUCUGGUUCCUGCAACUGAUUCCAGCAAGUGUCGAACCGUUCUUGAAUACUGUUCUCAAUCUCCUCGAAGGCACGUUCACGAAAAUUUUUUAGUUCUCUUCUGCUUCCUUGAAAGUUCCAUAAGCUGGAAUCUGCACCCGCAUAUGUCGACUUUCGGACGUCGAUCAAGUUUCGAGCCUUCCGAUCAGCUGCCUCUUCUACCUCAAUAAUCUUAAAGGUACUAAUAAGAGUGCGUGUUUGUUCAUCACUGAGCAGCUCAAGAAAAUUCCUGCAGAAACUGAAGACAAGUCUGUCAAAAUUGUCCGAAAUAACAUUCAGCUUGCUGAAUAAUUGCUCAAGAGUCUCGUCCAGUUCAAUCGAGUUUUCUUUUGCAGCCUGCUGCAUUGCCUCGUCUCGAAAUGACUGUAAGCGGGUAAGAAUAAAAUGAGCUCGUAACAAAUUUGGCAUAUCAUCUCCUUGGUGAAUAUCUGACUGUAGCAUAUCUUCCACCAGGUCUGUUUCUUCUUGUAGUUUUUCUAGUUGUUCUAUCAUCUGCUUAGUUGCCGUACAGUUUCGGUACACUCGGGAUAUUUUGCUAAUAAGUGAAAACUCGUUCACCAUGGAUCCUGCAUUAUUACACAGGGAAACCAACUAGCUUGUUAAUACAAACUGUAUUCCCCG
This is a messenger RNA of Schizosaccharomyces japonicus yFS275, 4019 nucleotides long. Its product is annotated as Set3 complex subunit Hif2. The transcript is spliced from 5 exons. NCBI's taxonomy places the organism in Eukaryota, Fungi, Ascomycota, Schizosaccharomycetes, Schizosaccharomycetales, Schizosaccharomycetaceae. Gene Ontology annotation, molecular function: transcription corepressor activity. Bases 397 to 1926 code for a protein of 509 amino acids. Gene Ontology annotation, cellular component: nucleus; Rpd3L-Expanded complex; Set3 complex. The record is from RefSeq and is a predicted model, not a curated record.